Nelumbo nucifera (sacred lotus) is the source of this 689-nucleotide messenger RNA. RefSeq names its product GDP-mannose 3,5-epimerase 1-like. The record is from RefSeq and is a predicted model, not a curated record. Lineage: Eukaryota; Viridiplantae; Streptophyta; Magnoliopsida; Proteales; Nelumbonaceae.
GAACUAUUGAGUGCAGCAGAAUGGGGAGUGUUUAUGGAUCCACCUACAGGGCAUACACAUAUGAGAAUCUGGAGAGGGAGCCAUUUUGGCCACAGGAGAAGCUCCGAAUUUCCAUUACUAGAGCUGGUGGGUUUAUUGCUUCCCACAUUGCCAGGAGGUUGAAGAGUGAAGGCCAUUACACCAUUGCUUUUGACUGGAAGAAAAAUGAACACAUGACAGAAGAUAUGUUCUGUCAUGAUUUCCACCUUGUUGAUCUCAGGGUGAUAGAUGACUGCUUAAAGGUUACAACUAGGGUUGAUCACGUUCUUGAUCUUGCUGCUGACAUGGGAGGGAUGGGCUUCAUUCAGUCUAACCAUUCAGUUAUUAUGUACAACAACAUAAUGAUCAGUUUCAACAUGCUUGAGGCUGCAAGAAUCAACAGAGUUAAAAGGUUCUUCUAUGCUUCUAGUGCUUGCAUCUACCCUGAAUUUAAGCAGUUGGAAACUAAUGUGAGCUUGAAGGAGUCUGAUGCCUGGCCUGCAGAGCCUCAAGAUGCUUAUGGCUUAAAGAAACUUGCAACAGAAGAGUUGUGCAAACAUUACACAAAGGACUUUGGAAUUGAGUGCCAAAUUGGACAGUUCCAUAACAUAUAUGGCCCCUUUGGAACAUGGAAAGGUGGGAGGGAGAAGGUCCCUGCUGUUUUCUGUUGA